AUGAAAGCCGCCGAUCUCCAGAACCCGCCUUCCCUCCUCCUCAAACCCCUCCUCCUCUUCGUCUCCCUCCUCUCCCUCUCCUUCAUCGCCUUCCUCUCCCUCCAAACCCCGCCCAAAACCACCUCCAUGGCCACCGCCGCACCCGAAACUCUCCCGCCGGAUCUCAAGAUCCGUCCCGGCUACACCUCCUACGAUGCCUACCUCCAGCGCCAGCUCAACAAGACUCUCGACCCCCGCCUCCGCCAGAUCUGGACCACCCGCGACUGGGACCGCAAGGUCGCCGUCUUCUCCGCCUUCUUCGACAGCCUCAAGCGCCGCUCCUUCCUCUCCAACGCCUCCCGAUCCCUCUGCAUCGGGGCGCGGGUCGGGCAGGAGGUCGCCGCGCUGAGGCGGGUCGGGGUGCCCGACUCGAUCGGGAUCGACCUCGUGCCCCGCCCGCCGCUCGUCGUGAAAGGCGAUUUCCACCGGCAGCCGUUCGCCGACGAGAGCUUCGACUUCGAGUUCUCGAACGUGUUCGACCACGCGCUGUACCCGCGGCGGUUCGUCGGGGAGAUCGAGCGGACACUGAGACCCGGCGGCGUCUGCGUGCUCCACGUGCUGGUUUCGAAGCGGGCCGACAAGUACUCGGCCAACGAUCUGUACAGCGUGAAACCACUGGAGGCGCUGUUCGAUAAAUCGGAGCUGGUGGAGCUCCGGGAGAUCGACGGGUUUGGGUUGGACACAGAGGUGGUUUUCCGGAAAAGGAAGGGUUAG
Molecule: messenger RNA, 753 nt
Organism: Striga hermonthica
Lineage: Eukaryota; Viridiplantae; Streptophyta; Magnoliopsida; Lamiales; Orobanchaceae
Source: the annotation of a GenBank genome assembly